Messenger RNA from Meloidogyne enterolobii, 427 nucleotides. The record is from the annotation of a GenBank genome assembly. Lineage: Eukaryota; Metazoa; Nematoda; Chromadorea; Rhabditida; Meloidogynidae.
UGUGAAGAGGUGUUUUUUGAGAAAUUUUAAUAAUAUUUUUUUUAAUUUUUAAAUGUUCCAUUCUUGUAUGUAUGGGAAGAGACGUAUUCCCUGUUGCGAUAUUUUUCGUCCAACUUAUGUAAUGCUUAGAGGGAGAUGUUUUAGAAUGCGUGCUUUUGCCCAAACAGAGCCCGAUGAGGCUGGGAAAUUAACUUUGUUUUUUAAGGAGAUGUCAUCUAGUUAUCUGGCACGUCAAUUAAUUGUCUAUUUAUCUCAACAAUAUGAAGAUAUUCCAACUUUUCCGCGUUUUUAUUUAAAUAAUAAUUAUUGGUAUAGACUUAGAUUAAAGAAAAGGCACAUUUCUUUAUUAAAUCCAAAUCAACAUUGCUCUCCCGUUGAAAAAUAUAUUAAAAGAGGGAAUUGUUAUGUUGAUUCUUGGUUAAAGUAA